AUGUACCACUACAACCCCUCAACUCGAAUGAAGCUGUCGCUGCGAUGCGACAAAGAAGAUCCCGAAUGUAAAAGAUGCUUAGAUAGCGGCCUCGCAUGCUCAUAUCCGCAGAGGAGAAAGCCUCGGACUACUCGAAGCUCCGAGCUCCACCACCUGGGCCAUCGGCUGGAGGCACUGGAGGAGCGCAUGGGAGGCACAGAGACACCCCAUCCAAGGACUACACCACCAACACCUCCCCCAACCCAGACCAACCGGCACACUGAAGCAGAGUCGAGGGAUAUUCCUACCGAAUCAUCUGAGACCCGCAGUAGCACAUGGAUCUAUCGCAUGGUCAGCGGAGCCAAGGACAACAUUGAACACCUCACCAGCGAAGCUUCGUCGUCCUGGACGCGGUCCACUGUCGACAACGCGAUCACCCGGCUGGACACGGCUCUGGUCAAUUUGGCUGCCCCAAGCCCUAGACCCGAUCACAAUGUCCGCGACGAACCGAUAAACCGCUUGCCAGUCAGCGACAUCAAGCGAUUCAUAGAUGUAUUCCUCGAAGUCAUUCUUCCCAACCUAAGCAUAUUCGACUCGUUUGCAACCCUCGUUGAUUCCGAAUUCUUGCGAGCCAUUCCCCAUGUCAUCGGAUCACCGUAUGCCAUGAUUGAGCCAGUCAUGCAGGUUAUCUACUUUAAUGCGAUAUAUUUUGGGCAAACUGCUGGCACAGGUGCAGAACAAAGAGCAGCAGCGAAAACCUACUAUCGAUGCCUCCAAGUUGUUCCGAAGUGGCUGGCCUCGGCCCAAGGCUCGCACCUGGAUCUCAUUGCUGCUUCCCUAACGGCAUGGAUGGGAAUCAACAACUUCGACUACCAUUUGUCAUGGCAGUUCCACCGCGAGGCUUGUCGCUUCGGGGACCUACUAGGCAUCCACGAUGUAGAUUCACUCCCGACGGGCACUGCGCAAGAGGAAACCGAAAAGGAUGUCAAGCGCCGAAUGCACUGGUAUCUGGUCGAAAUGGACCUUCUCUUUAGAACCUGGUACGACAAGCCCACGGCUCUGGGGUGUCCCAUCGGCCAGGUCCGACUGCCAGCGGAGAUAUCACCGCAAACCAAGCAGCCCAAGCCCCACAACUGCAUCCUGUUCCUGGUCUGGUCCCGAACCCUCUUCAUCAUGGCCAACUUCUUUAAUCAAGUCGAGUCUAGUACGGCCAGUGACCAUCUCGGGAGCACGGCCGAUACAUGCUGCAUGGAGCUAGAAGAGCUGGUCAGUGACUGGGACCUCUUAUCACUAGCCAGAUCGCCCAACCUGGGCCGGGUGAAAUCUUGGCUCUUUCUCGAGACGGUCAUCGCCUUGCAUCUUUUCAUCAUCUUCAUAAACCGGAAAGUGUCAAGCGCCGAGCAGAUUGUGCAUCCACAAGCAGUUCGGUCCGCUAGACUUAUCAUCAGCAUUAUCCUCGAGAAGUCGGAAUCCCCAAUCUCGCCCUGGGGGAAACAGGACGACUUUCAGACACACUUUCUGACAUUCUAUCCCUUCGGGGCCUUCUUCACCCUGUAUUAUCACAUCCUGUCUUCUACUCAACCUGAUGAGUACGAAAAUGACCUCCGCACGCUCGAGAGGGUUGUAAACAUGAUGGCCGCGGCAGCCGUCAUCCGCCCCGACUUCGCCCCAAUCGCCGACGCCGUGAGUGCCCUGAACGAUGUCUGCCGGGCAUUUCACUCGGGACAAAAGAAGCCCGCUUUUACCAUCAGCUACGCAGACAUGCCGCCGGACAAUCCAUUACUUCUGUUGCCCAACGAACAAGAGGCCGGUUCGUCGACUGCUGCAGACUUGCCGCCGCUUGAGGCUCUCCAGAACCUCGCCUCCAUCAUGCCGCUUCAGACAGAGGAGGCACUGGACGAUGCGUUUGGGAUUCCAUUUCAGCUUCAACCUCAAGUUGCACCCAGCACGCAGUCUGGGCUGGUCACGGAGACGGAGACAGUGCAGACCAUGGCACAACCCUUGGACUUCGUGCGGGCAGUCGAGAAUGAGUUGACCUGGCGCAACUGGCACGAGAGCUGGUGGAAUUCACAAGCACCCGGACCUAGCUGA
Aspergillus japonicus CBS 114.51 is the source of this 2070-nucleotide messenger RNA. RefSeq names its product Zn(II)2Cys6 transcription factor. The transcript is spliced from 6 exons. Lineage: Eukaryota; Fungi; Ascomycota; Eurotiomycetes; Eurotiales; Aspergillaceae. Gene Ontology annotation, molecular function: DNA-binding transcription factor activity, RNA polymerase II-specific; zinc ion binding. The coding region runs from base 1 to 2070 and encodes 689 amino acids. Gene Ontology annotation, biological process: regulation of DNA-templated transcription. The record is from RefSeq and is a predicted model, not a curated record.